CUGUGUUUAUGUUACACAGUUAGCGGGAUCCGUCUAUUUAGAGGAAGCAUGCCAGUCAGAAGCUUUCAGACUGUAAUUGCUCUAGAAAUAACUUUGGUCCAACUAGAUUCUAGACUAUAGUAUAAAUAUUCGCAGUCUGUUGUUACGAUACCUUAAGCACAGCUGCAGAUACUUUACCAGUUUGUUAUUUCUAAACUCACAUCAAGUAGUUACUCCAGUCAUUAUACGGGUUCACAGGCUUAAUGCAGACUCUCAGUUGAGAUGGUUAAAAUAGAUUUGUCAGCAAUUUUGCCAUUGCUUUGAUUAAACAAGAUAUUCCCUUUUUUAUAUAUCCAGUGAAAGGAGAAGAUUCAACAAAAAAUAGUUUAAUUUGGCAUUGAAAAACCCCAGCCUCCCUCUGUCCUCCCUGCGCCUCCUGGUCCCCCCACUGAGGCUCCUCUCUGCAGCCAUGUGGCAGCUGGCGAAGCGGAAAGAUGUGGGGAAUUACGAGAAGCUUCAGGGGUUCGUGUUGAUGGUGACGGAGGCCGUCCCUGGGCUGAUCAACCACAGACAGAGAGCCCAGCUCGUCCUGGGUCUGAGAGCCAGGUUGAUCCUGGAGCUUUGCAAAGGCUCGGCUCGUGGUUUUGUCGAUUCUCAAGCGAUCCAGAGCCAUUUGGACCGUCUCCCAAUAACCGCUGCAGACUCAGACUACAGGGACGCAGAGGUGAGAACCACAGAGUCCACUUUCGUUGCACUCGUUCAGAGCCUGCUCAAAGACCCAGUUGAGAGAGCGUAUUUCUUCCAGGAGGUGUUCCCAGUGGAAUACGGGCCACAGUACGACGCCGCUCUGCACGUGUUGCUGUGGGAGCUGCUCUCAAAGCUGGAAAAGCUGCUUCCAGUUCCGGACUUGAAACAGACGGCGGCUUGGCUCGGCUCGGCUCCUUCUGUGGUGGAGGAAUGCGUUCAGUCGUCACCUGAAGAGCUGAGCUUAAUCCUCGAGCACUACAAAAGCUCAGGACUACUGAAAAUGCCACAUGGUCCCUCAUCCACCAUCGGGAGCUGCAUCAUGUCUGCUUUAUCCAUUCCUCCCUCGCAAAAGACGAACAUCUCCGUCGGCCUGGACUCAAUCCACAACUACGCCAACGUGCUGAACCCCGUCUCUUUUGUGGGAACGGACCAGUACAGCGUCGUCGCCGUCUACACCGAAGUCGAGGUCGCAGCGUCCGAAGUAGACGAAGAAAUGAUCGGAUCGGCCGAAGUGCAAGUUCAAACGGAUUUCUACGAAGAGGAGAUAGUGGCCGUCACCGCGGACAACGCCGGCGCCGAGGAGGCUCCCGCCUCGAGGGCGGAGGAAAGUGAAACUGUGGACGUGGCCAAAGCUCUGGAGACUCUCACCAAGACCUUUGCACUGAGGAAGGAGAGCCUUGGUCACGAUGCGCCGACAGAAAAGAGCGACGACUCGUUCCUCAGUGAUGACUUUGGGUCGGGACAUGCACCAGAUGAAGGGAAAACACACAAAGGACAUGGAACAAGUGACCAAAUGGAUGAGAAAGGAGAAAAUGUCGAAGCGGCGAAUGCGGAUCGGCAAACUGCAGGACUAGAGAGCGCUUUGAAAUCUGGUGCAGACUUGAGGGACGACGAGGAAUCCGUUUCUGUCCACGAAGAAGCGCCGGGUGUCCCCAGCGAGGACCAAACGGAACUGUCUCCCGGGUCAGCUAACGCGCCGCGAUCCACUCGUCCCAGUCGGCAAGUGACGUGCGAAGUCCAGACGUCUUCUGCGGAACGCGCUGAAGAAUCUCCAAAAAUGAGCCACGCUGACGUGUCAGUGGCCCCCUCUGUCAUCGCCAUCAAAGGAAUCAACAAAGAAGACGCGGAGGAGAUGACGUCCGUCAUCUUCACCUGCUCUCGUUGCGCCUUCCACACCUCCGAGGAGAACAGCCCUCCUCACUUCCACAUGCAAAGUGUUCGCACCGAGGUGUACAGGACUCUCUCCGGGGCCAAAUUCACGCCGUCUCCUUCCGGCACGGACGAGAUUUUCACCUCCAUCAAACUUUUCCCCAAGGGGAGCAAAACCGAGAGCGAGGCGGAACCACCCGACCCUCCAGGCGAGGCCGGCGCCGCUCAGCCCCAAAGCCGGCGGAAGGCGCUCUCGUGCGAAACGUGCGGCAAGGCGUUCACCCGCUCGUCGGACGUCCGGCGGCACCAGCUCACGCACACCGGGGAGCGGCCGUUCCGCUGCUCGCAGUGCGAUCGCACCUUCCAGCACUCGUGGGAUCUGGCCAAGCACGAGGGCAAACACCACGGCGCCGCCGUCUCCUUCUCCUGCCAGCUGUGCGGGAGCUCCUUCGCCAACCUGCGCACGCUCACCGUGCACCACAAGAAGUCCCACUCGCGGGAGAGCCAGCUCCCCCAGAUCUGCUCCAUCUGCAGCCGCAGCUUCCCGACUUCCUCCGAGCUGCUCGAGCACCGCAAGUGCCACGUCUCGGCCAAGCGCUACAUCUGCCGGCAGUGCGGCGAGGGCUUCGACUCCCUGCUGGCGCGCUCGCAGCACCGGCAGGCGCACCAGGUGAAGAGCCAGUUCAAGUGUCCGCACUGCGAGAAGACGUACACGCGGCGGUCGGACGUGAAGCGGCACCUGUCCACCCACACCGGGGAGCGGCCGUACCAGUGCGGCCAGUGCGGCAAGUGCUUCUCGCUGCGCUUCAUGUUCGCCAAGCACCUGCGGGUUCACAGCGGCGAGCGGCCCUUCCAGUGCUCGCACUGCCCCAAGAGGUUCACCCUGGUGUCCGUGCUGGCCCGACACGAGAGGAUGCACACCGGGGAGAAGCCCUUCCUCUGCUCCCAGUGCGGGAAGGGCUUUCUGUCGCAGGGGGAGCUCUCGAAACACCACAGGUCCCACGUGGACGAGCGGCCGUACCCCUGCGCCCUGUGCGACAAGCGCUUCAAGAGCAAGAAGACCCAGCAGGAGCACAUCGCCUCGCACAGCGGCGCCCGGCCGUACCCCUGCGCCUACUGCGGGAAGGGCUUCACCAAGCCGUACGCGCUGACCAGACACAACCUCAUCCACACGGGGGAGCGCCCGUUCCCCUGCGGCCACUGCGAGAAGUCGUUCCUCACCCUGGGCGAGGCUCAGCUGCACCGGCGCAUUCACACGGGCGAGCGGCCGUACCCGUGCGGCGCCUGCGAGCUCAAGUUCAAGAGCUCGUCGGAGCUGGCGCGACACCGGCGGAGCCACUCGGGCCUGAGGCCUCGCUGCGAGCGGUGCGGCAAAACGUUCGCGUCCGAGGCCAAGCUUAAGAAACACGCGGAGAAACACCGGCAGGAGGAGGCGGAGGCAGCAGAGUCGAUGGAGGCGGAGGAAUCGAACCCGUAGAGGAGCGAUGGGGGGGGGAGACCACUCUGUGUCCGCAGCAAAUAACUGUUGUCACCCUGUAAACUGUCUGUUUCUUUAUCUAUAAAGUGACAUGACGUUGUGCGUUCA
Gasterosteus aculeatus aculeatus (three-spined stickleback) is the source of this 3460-nucleotide messenger RNA. RefSeq lists its product as uncharacterized. Gene Ontology annotation, molecular function: RNA polymerase II cis-regulatory region sequence-specific DNA binding; DNA-binding transcription factor activity, RNA polymerase II-specific. The record is from RefSeq and is a predicted model, not a curated record. Gene Ontology annotation, cellular component: nucleus. Gene Ontology annotation, biological process: regulation of transcription by RNA polymerase II. Lineage: Eukaryota; Metazoa; Chordata; Actinopteri; Perciformes; Gasterosteidae.